UCGAGUGUCCUCCGCCCAAUGUCCCAUUAAUUCAGGAGGCGUCUUCUUCUUCUUCUUCUUCUUCUUCAUCCUUCCAUUUGCACUGGAUUGGAGGCAUGAAUAGGGCAGCGAGACCGACGCUGUUGAACUCAGAGGCCAACUCUUUCAGCCUCAGGGUGGCUCUCUUUCAUUCCACUCCUUUCUUGGAUCGCAGAAGGCGCACCCACUGGGAUUCUGGUGAAGGUGGAUAUAGAGAUUCAUCCAGGAGUUAUAAUCAGUACUCAAAAAGGUUGAGAAGAUUCCGUGCAAAACAAACAUUAUUGCGCAAUGUCAGUUCUUUUGCAGAACUCAUGUUUCAGAGUUGGAAAAAUGGCUUUGAUGAACAUGACCGAUCUUCAAGUCAAGGCAGCUCAUGGUUUAGAUGUGAAUUUGGGCCUAAGGGUUCAAAAGGGGGAUGGACUGGCGUAAACGGAUCCAAUUCUACUGGUAGAAGAGCUCCCCGCUUCUGUGAAGAUGACGAUGACACAGAGACCAUUUUUCGAUCUGGAUUUGGUGGGAACAGAUACUUCUAUUGGUCCUUUAUUGAUGAAGAAGAAGAAUUCCCCCGGUGGAGGAACUCAUCAGGCUACUCCAAUAACCACAGAAACUCCUGGAACUGGAGAUAUCAAGAUGAAGAGGAUUAUGACUCCUCCACAGAGUCUGACAGUUCUGGGCCAGAUACAGUGUCAGAUCGGCUGGCCCUAGGAUUGCGUGCUUCUGGUCCUUUAAAGAUGGAAGAUGUUAAGAAUGCAUAUCGGGCAUGUGCGAUGAAAUGGCAUCCAGAUCGUCACCAUGGCUCAUCCAAGAUUAACAGCUUGCUGUCUGCAUCGACAGGCUGUUGCCGAGGAAAAAUUUAAGGAAUGCAGCGCAGCAUAUCAAUCGUUAUGCGAUAAGCUGGCUCCGAAUUGAAGAUACUGCUCGGCAUAGUGAUCUGAAUCGUAAAUCCGGUCAUCUUAGUUCCUCCAGAGGGUUAAAUUAUGUGCUGAUCAAUCUAGUUUAGGGAAAUAAUGCAGAGUUUGCACAUUUCAUUCGGCUGCCAUGCUAAGAUGGCAAUUAUAUGUAACUCUGAGCUUGCAAGAUGCAGCUCUUCUCUUAGAUAAGCAUUUACCAAUUAUACGAAAACUGGACCGGGCCGAACCGACCUAGUGUAGUCGAGCAAAUUGGUAACCGGUCCAGAAACCAGUUCGGUUCGAACCAGAAGACAGGAUCUUCUUUUAGGCAGGUAUUUACAAUUCUUGAGGAUGUACAAGUGUGAUAGUUAUUUGUUGGCUAUGCCAUUGUUUGAUCCCACAUACAUUGUUACUUUUUUACAAGGAGGCACCUGAUUUCUCU
Diospyros lotus (date-plum) is the source of this 1350-nucleotide messenger RNA. RefSeq lists its product as uncharacterized. NCBI's taxonomy places the organism in Eukaryota, Viridiplantae, Streptophyta, Magnoliopsida, Ericales, Ebenaceae. The record is from RefSeq and is a predicted model, not a curated record. Bases 96 to 875 code for a protein of 259 amino acids. The transcript has 7 exons.